AUACACCACGUGAGGGUGAAAAUGGAGAUAACAAUGAAACUGCGGAAACACAACCUUCUGCUGACUCUCCUAACACUUCGCCCACAGUGAGUGGUGAUGGUUCUGAUAAUGCAGCAGCUGAGAAUGGCACUACAUCUGGAGUGAGUGAGUCAUCAAAUAGCCAACAAGGUGUGGGAAAUGCGGGAAAUACCACCACAACAACAACAACACUUCCUCCUGAACUCACAAACAACAAGAAGGGUGAUGCAGACAGCAGCAGCAGUAUCAGCAGUUCUGUGUGGGUGCGUGUGCCACUACUGAUUGUGGUUACACUGGCCUGUAUUCUUGUGUGCUGA
Trypanosoma theileri is the source of this 335-nucleotide messenger RNA. RefSeq lists its product as uncharacterized. NCBI's taxonomy places the organism in Eukaryota, Euglenozoa, Kinetoplastea, Trypanosomatida, Trypanosomatidae. The record is from RefSeq and is a predicted model, not a curated record. The transcript has a single exon. The annotation marks the transcript as partial.